UUAGAGCGCCGGCCUCCCAAAAAAAGACGGCGCAUCAUAGGGGCCGCCGCUUUUGCUACACUGAUCCCUCUCAUAAGGCCGGAGCGGCAGCUGGGGGAGAUUAGAAUAGAGAACAGAAGAUCUGAACACAGAGAACAGAGAUUUGCUUCGGACCGUGGACCCUUUUUCACUGGAUUCAGGAUUCCAAAACUUUAACUAGAAAGUCUAUGUUCUUUAAUUUGACGGUUGAGGUCCAAUCCCGCCUUGACUAUGAGUUGUUUUGGAUAUCGCCGGGAGCUGAGCAAGUACGAAGACGUGGAUGAAGAUGAGCUCCUGGCGUCGCUCAGCCCCGAAGAGCUGGCCGAGCUGGAGAAGGAGUUGGUCGACAUCGACCCGGACGCCAACGUGCCCAUCGGGCUACGACAGAGGGACCAGACCGACAAGACUCCGACUGGGACCUUCAGCAGGGAAGCCCUCAUGAAAUAUUGGGAAGCAGAGACUCAGAAAAUUCUGGAGAAUGAAAUCGCCGGAGCCAGUGCUCAAAUGGGUGAGGAAGAUGGGGAGGUGACAGACGGAAACAGCGAAUCAGAGGACGAAAAAGACGACGAGAGCGAAAAAGAACAGGAAAAGCAUCUAGAGGAUGAAGAAGAGGAAGACGAAGAAGAGGAAAGCGAAGAGGAGGAGGAGGAGGAAGAAGUUGAAACAGAAGACGACGAUGACGAAGACCAAUACGUUGCAGCAGAACCACCACCGACUGUGUUGCCCGCCCCGCAACAACUGAAGCCACAGAGGGUAGAGCCUAUGAGGUUGACUCCUCCCCUUCCACCCGCGGAUAGUGGGAACCCCACCAUCGUUGACGAGGCCCUGCAGCGCGCGCUCGCCGAUGACCCCGAGCUCACCGACGUCAACUUGAAUAACAUUGACGACAUCUCACAAGACACCCUUAUCCGAUUUGCCGAAGCCCUGAGGUCCAACACACACGUUCGCGUCUUCAGCCUCGCCAACACCCACGCGGACGACCCGGUCGCGCUGGCCAUCGCCAAGAUGCUGCGUGAGAAUUCAUCUAUCGUCAGCCUCAACAUCGAGUCCAACUACGUGAGCGGGAAGGGCGUCCUGGCGCUGGUUCAAGCUCUUCCCAGCAACAACACCCUGACUGAGCUCCGGUUCCACAACCAGAGGCACAUCUGUGGAGGACAAGUAGAGAUGGAAAUGGUAAAGAUACUUCGGGAAAACCACACCCUGAUCAAGCUGGGCUACCAAUUCAACCUGCCUGGUCCCAGGAUGAGCAUGACAGGCAUUCUUACCAGGAACCAGGACCGUCAAAGGCAGAAACGACUGCAGGAGCAGAAGCAACAGCAGCAGCUGGGGCUGCCUGAUGGAGUCGCCAAUCCCCGGACCACUGCGCUGAGAGUAACACCCUGCAGUUCACCUCGAUCCUCUCCUUGGUCUUCUCCCAAAGUCCCUCGGAGCAACCUGGCGAAGAAACAGACACCCCCAGCGCCGCCGCCGCCACCACCUCCGCCGCCACCUCCUCCCCCGCCUCCCCCUCCUCCGCCGCUUCUACCCUCCUCUCGCCAGGAGAAGAAGCCCACCAGGACCAUAGCGGAGGUGAUCAAAUCCCACGAGGCCAGCAGCAAAAAGGCCAAAGCUAAAGGGAAGAAGGGCAAGAAGGAUAAGGCCAAGGACGAGACCACUUGCAUCCUCAAGGAGCUGAAGAACGCGUUGAGGCCUGUGGCGGCUGAGAGGCGGGGGGACGAGGGCAGCAGGCCGUCCACGCCCAUGAGAUCGGCUCAUGACCAGCUGAUGGACUCCAUCCGUAAUAGCAGCAUACGGAACUUGAGGAAGGUUGAACUCCCAUUGCACCUGCGAUAAUAUAGAAGUGAAGAAAUUGCCAUGGUAACAGGCUGGGACACUGUAAGAGCAACAGUGGUAUGAAAGAAGAUUUUUUUUUGCACUGCUAAGACAUGAUUUUUUUUUGUAAUUUAAUUUUAAAACUUGUUCACUGCAAAUUGUGGUUUUCUUGUAAACUUGUAAAUAAGAUUUGCUCUUGUUUGAUGUGUUCAUGUGUUCUAAAUACAUUUUUCUGGGGGACGGGGAAUCAAAUUACAUUUGAGAACCAUAUCACGUUUGCAUUUUUUUUCUCUUCUCAAUUUUUUAAUAGCUGUGAGUCAGUUGAUUGUGAAGCAAAUUCUCACAUCGCCCCGCUGGGGUUAAAGCUCACAAUGCAUGACGAGUGACAGUCGAUAAUAACAAUCUCCCACUUCCAUGAGUGACACAAGGGAAAGGAUGUUAUCAUGAGAUAUCUUUAGAACAGGAAAUGCCUUGAAAGCUGUUCAAAAAUAGCUUUUUUGACUUCUAUUUUCAGUCCCGGCGAAUUCACUUGGCACCUUUUAUUUCCCACUUUCAGGACUUGCGGCAACACGUGUACUCGAUAGCCUUCGUCUCAGCGUGUGUACAUUCCACGACCCAAGUGUUCCUAAGAAUAAAACUCCCUCGCAGGAAAUUCGAUUGCCAAUGAGGGGAACCCUUUCAGUCAGAUCGGCAGUAAAAUGCGGAGACUUCCUGCUUGUAAAUGUGGUCACUCACCCCUCAUGUAAAAUUCAGAGACAUGUUUGUAAUAUAAGCCGGUAGGCCCACCCCACCUCAAAGCUACAGUGGUAUGAAAAAAGUAUCUGAACCUUUUGGAAUUACUUGCAUUUUUGCAUAAAAUCACCAUCAAAUGUGAUCUGAUCUUUGUCAAAAUCACACAGAUGAAAAAACUGUCGGCUUUAACUAAAACCACCCAAACAUUUAUAGGUUUUCAUAUUUUAAUGAGGAUAGCAAGCAAACAAUGACAGAAGGGGGGAAAAAUCAGUAAGUAAACCAUUUAAUAUUUUGUGCCCCCCCCCCCUCUUUUGGCAGCAAUAACUUCAACUAGACACUUCAUGUAGCUGCAGAUCAGUCUGGUACAUCAACCAGGACUAAUCUUGGCCAUAAGCAGAUUUUAAGGGGGGGCCCUGGCCCCCCUCUGGUGGCCGAAAAGUGUCAUUGCAUGAAAUUGACUUUCCUAUGAUAUAUAAAAGUUGUAAAGCAAUGAAACUGCAACAAAAAUGAACAAAAAAAUAAAUUUUUAUAAUGGUUCAAAAUUAUUUUUCAAACAUAUCAUGUGACUAGCACCUUAGAAUGUCAUUUACUUUGCAUAAAAUAAAUAUAUACAGACAAAUGAAAACUAAUGUACGCAGACAUGUUUACAGUGGUAUGAAAAAGUAUCUGAACCUUUCGGAAUUUUUCACAUUUCUGCAUAAAAUCACCAUCAAAUGUGAUCUGAUCUUUGUCAAAAUCACACAGAUGAAAAAACAGUGUCGGCUUUAACUCAAACCACCCAAACAUUCAUAGGUUUUCAUAUUUGAAUGAGGAUAGCAUGCAAACAAUGACAAAGGGGGGGGGGAUAAGUAAAUAAACUAGCACAUUUAAUAUUUUGAGCCCCCCCACUCUGGCAGCAAUGACUUCAACCAGACGAUUCCUGUAGCUGCAGAUCAG
This is a messenger RNA of Corythoichthys intestinalis (scribbled pipefish), 3498 nucleotides long. It is a transcript of the gene lmod2b, whose product is annotated as leiomodin 2 (cardiac) b. The transcript has 6 exons. Gene Ontology annotation, biological process: actin filament organization; pointed-end actin filament capping; myofibril assembly. Gene Ontology annotation, molecular function: tropomyosin binding. Gene Ontology annotation, cellular component: cytoskeleton; myofibril; striated muscle thin filament. The record is from RefSeq and is a predicted model, not a curated record. Lineage: Eukaryota; Metazoa; Chordata; Actinopteri; Syngnathiformes; Syngnathidae. The coding region runs from base 250 to 1851 and encodes 533 amino acids.